Molecule: messenger RNA, 1026 nt
Organism: Aspergillus puulaauensis
Lineage: Eukaryota; Fungi; Ascomycota; Eurotiomycetes; Eurotiales; Aspergillaceae
Product: NADP-dependent oxidoreductase
Exons: 1
Coding region: 1-1026 (341 amino acids)
Molecular function (GO): oxidoreductase activity; zinc ion binding
Source: RefSeq, a predicted model, not a curated record
AUGGCAGACACCACGGCAAACAUCCCCAAAACCAUGCUCGCAAUCCAACAACCAGACGCCCACUCCCCGCACCUAACCCUAACAACCCUGCCCACCCCAUCCCCAUCCCCAUCCCCAAACUCAACCGAACACCUCAUCCGCGUGCACGCAGCCGCCCCCUGCGCCGGCGAACUCCUCUGGCCCCAAUACUUCCCCCCCUCAAGCGGCAGCCGCGUAUUCAUCCCAUGCCCCGACGUCGCAGGCACAGUGGUAACCGCACCAGCGGACUCGCCAUUCCGGCCAGGCGACGCGGUGUACACGCGCGCGAAUUACAGACGCAAUGGCGCCGGUAGUCAGUACACCAUCCUGGCGACUGAGGAACUGGCGCACCGGCCGCGGAAUGAGCUGUCUUGGGCUGGGGUUGCGGCGAUUCCGCUGUCUUCUAUGACGGCGUGGCAGGCUUUGUUUGAGCAGGCGGGGGUUGGGGGGUUGGAGAGUGGAGGGUGGAAGGGGAAGAGGGUGUUGGUUACGGCGGCGUCUGGGGGGGUAGGGAUUUGGGCGGUGCAGUUGGCCAAGUUGGCGGGGGCGAGGGUUGUGGGGACGUGCGGGCCUGGGAAUUUGGAGUUUGUGAAGGGGCUUGGGGCGGAUGAGGUGGUCGAUUAUCGGACGGUGGAUUUGAAGAGUUGGGUUGCUGGUUCUGGGAAGGUUGAUGUUGUGAUUGACUGUAUUGGACGCAGGGCGUUGGCGGAUUCUUGGUGGGCGCUUAAGGACGGGGGCACUAUCAUCAGUAUUUUCCAGCCGCCGAAGGAUGUGCGGCCAGAGGGGUGUGAUGUCAAAGGUGUUAAGGAGGUGUUCUUUAUCAUGGAGCCUGUUAGGGAGCAUCUUGAAGCUAUUACCAGGCUGGUUGAGGAGGGCAAGUGUCGGGGGUUUGUGGACAGUGUGUGGCCGCUGGAGCUCUUCCAGGAGGCGUUUAAGCGUGUGGAAAGUGGGCAUGCCAGGGGGAAGGUUGUUAUUGAUUUCGGACUGAAUCGCGAGCCAUUUCAGUAA